AUGUCAAAUGCUGAUUCCGAAGCAAAUGCUACAGCAAUUCCUCAGCGAAAUGCAUCAGAGAAGCUAAUUAGCAAGCCACCUCCACCAUUUCCCCAACAAUUUCAAAAGAAUUAUCAAGAUGGCCAAUUUCGAAGAUUUUUAGAUGUUAUGAAGAAACUCCACAUCAACAUACCCUUGGUAGAAGAUUUGGAACAAAUGCCCAAUUAUGUGAUUGCUAUUUUAAAGAAUAAAAUUCCUCAUAAGUUGAAGGAUCCGGGAAGUUUUAAAAUUCCAAUUUCUAUUGGGGGACGAGAAGUUGGUAAAGCUAUUUAUGAUUUGGGAGCUAGUAUUAGUUUGAUGCCCAUGUCAAUUUUUAAGAAGUUUGGAAUUGGAGAAGCAAGGCAUGCUACACUCACUUUGCAAUUAGCUGACCGUUCUAUGGUGCAUCCAGAGGGAAAGAUUGAAGAUGUCCUAGUACAAGUUGACAAGCUCAUUUUUCCGACAUAUUUUAUUAUUCUUGACUAUGAGGAAGAAAGUGAGGUUCUAAUCAUUUUGGGGAGACCAUUCCUUGACAUCGGGAGGACUUUGAUAGAUGUUGAAAAAGGAGAGUUCACCAUUCGAGCUCAAGAUGAACAAGUAACAUUCAAGGUUUUUAAUCCUAUACACUCUCCUAAUGAAGUUGAAGCUUGCUUAGCCAUAAGUGCUUCCAACUCCAAGAUGUUUGUAAAGAUACAUGAAAAGCAUAGGAAGAGAGUGAAGAAAAAGGUCCCUUUUGAAGAAAUUGAGAAAGGUGGUGAGCCAUGGAAAAGUAAGGAAAAAGGACCAUCCCAUCCUCAAAAGCUAGUGAAGAAAAAGAAACAUAGUAGAAAACCUUAG
Humulus lupulus (European hop) is the source of this 855-nucleotide messenger RNA. RefSeq lists its product as uncharacterized. NCBI's taxonomy places the organism in Eukaryota, Viridiplantae, Streptophyta, Magnoliopsida, Rosales, Cannabaceae. Bases 1 to 855 code for a protein of 284 amino acids. The transcript has 2 exons. The record is from RefSeq and is a predicted model, not a curated record.